AUGUACGAGAACUAAGGCCCUGCCCAAAAGUGAAGGAGACUCACUGAAAUCUUCAACUUUCUUUUCUUCAUCUUUUCCUGGUACCCUGUGGUGGUUUUGUGGUCUCGCUCCUUUGCUAACUGUAGUUUCUAUUGUUUUUUGAAAUGGCGAGGGAAUACGACCAUCUUUUUAAGCUACUUAUUAUAGGGGAUAGUGGAGUGGGUAAGAGUAGUCUCUUGCUUAGGUUUGCUGACAAUUUAUUCUCUGGUACUUAUAUUACUACGAUUGGUGUGGACUUUAAAAUAAGGACUAUUGAAGUGAAUGGGGAGAAAGUGAAGCUACAGAUAUGGGACACUGCUGGCCAGGAAAGGUUCCGUACAAUUACCUCAACGUAA
Amphimedon queenslandica is the source of this 374-nucleotide messenger RNA. Its product is annotated as ras-related protein Rab-35. The transcript has 3 exons. Lineage: Eukaryota; Metazoa; Porifera; Demospongiae; Haplosclerida; Niphatidae. Gene Ontology annotation, molecular function: GTP binding; GTPase activity. Bases 144 to 374 code for a protein of 76 amino acids. The record is from RefSeq and is a predicted model, not a curated record.